Molecule: messenger RNA, 825 nt
Organism: Helobdella robusta
Lineage: Eukaryota; Metazoa; Annelida; Clitellata; Rhynchobdellida; Glossiphoniidae
Exons: 5
Coding region: 1-825 (274 amino acids)
Biological process (GO): monoatomic ion transport
Cellular component (GO): membrane
Molecular function (GO): extracellular ligand-gated monoatomic ion channel activity
Source: RefSeq, a predicted model, not a curated record
AUGAACUGGUGUACAAACAUAAUUACGAUAUGCUUGCUAUCAUGGAGUCUGCCAUUGCUAACAUUUAUUCCAGUCGUUCAUUCCAGCGUUCAUUACUGCUUGAGCGGAAAUAGGUCGGAAGAGUUGAGUCCGGAUUACAGGCUGCGGGAGUGCCUGGGGAUCAAGGAAUACACCGCUUACAGGUCUAAGGGAGCAAGUCCAACAACUGUCACAGUUGACAUUAGGUUUCAAUACUUUGAUAUCAUGGAUGUGGAUCAAAGGUUAGCAUGGAGUCCACAGUUCUACGAAUACAUUGAUGAGAUCUACACCGACCCGAACUACAUUUGGAAACCAGAAUUCAUCAUUCAAUACAAUUUGUUGGAUAGAGCGCGCCCGAUUGACUCUCAAGCCAGGAUCCCAAACGACGCUGAUCCUAUCGAAUGGUACAAAGUCUACAACUCCAAGACGUUCUGCUACUUUGAUUACGUCAGGUCGAUGUUCUUCAACGGGCUUGUCAGCUUCCUAACUGGAGUCCCACUGCCAGCAUCAACCUAUCCGCCCGUUCAGGAUCACAGCGCCAUGUUCACUUUUACUCCCUAUCCGACUUCCGCGUCGUCGUCAUCAUCAGGGAUUCAGAAGAUGCCAUCCGGAUCGUCGGAAUUGAAAAAGAUGGAAAAAAUUAUGGGCGACAUUAGGCAGAAUUUGGUAGGUUUGGUUUGUGGAGAACACCUGGCGGCUUGCGACGAACAGUGGAGGAGUUUGUCUCGGAUGGUCGACCGUCUGGCUUUUGAGAUUUUCAUGCUGGCGAACGUUUUUAUGACCGCUAUUAUUUAUCUGAGGUUGUGA